Messenger RNA from Thalassophryne amazonica, 3203 nucleotides. RefSeq names its product mitochondrial intermediate peptidase-like. The transcript is spliced from 19 exons. The coding region runs from base 1 to 2103 and encodes 700 amino acids. Gene Ontology annotation, molecular function: metalloendopeptidase activity. Lineage: Eukaryota; Metazoa; Chordata; Actinopteri; Batrachoidiformes; Batrachoididae. Gene Ontology annotation, biological process: peptide metabolic process. The record is from RefSeq and is a predicted model, not a curated record. Gene Ontology annotation, cellular component: mitochondrion.
AUGUCUGUGUGUAAAAAGUUGCUUGACUUUGUCAAGCGCAGAAGCUUAUGGGCACAUGUUGGGAGAAAUGUCACAACGUGGUCGCCUGUUGGAGCUGCGUUCAAUUCCAAACUUCACAGGAAACUGGACCUCUUUGAUAAGAAUGUGGGGUUGUUUGGAGUGCCAGAGCUGAGUUGUCCUACAGGUUUCCAGGUGGCAACGAACGCAGCUCUGAAGAGCACUGAGCUCCUGGUGGAGAAGGUCUGCUCCUGUCCCCCAGGGGUCCAGACUGUGGACACCUUUGACCAGCUCUCUAAUGGUUUGUGCAAAGUGGCUGAUCUGGCAGACUUCAUAAAAGUAGCGCAUCCUGAUCCAGCAUUCCGUGAGGCUGCAGAAAAAAGCUGCAUUGACAUUGGCACAGUUGUGGAGAGGUUGAACACUAAUGUGGAUUUAUGCAACAGUUUAAAGAAUUUACUGGACAACCCAGACAUUAUGGCCCAAUUGGAUGCUGAUACAAGGCGGGUUGCAGAGUUGUUCAUGUUUGACUUUGAAAUAAGUGGAAUUCAUCUUGAUGAAAAACUGAGGAAAGAGGCGGUUGGCCUCCAUGUGAAGCUUUUGGAUCUAAACAAUGAGUUUCUAGUUGGUUCUCACAUGCCGAACAGAAUAGCAAGAUCUGACAUUCCCGAACACCUGCAUAUAUACUUUGCAAGUGAGGGAAGCUUCCUUCAGGUUGGGGGUUUCCAUGCUGAUUCUCCAAAUGACUUGGUACGAGAGAUUGCCUACAAGAUUUAUCUGUAUCCAAAUGCAGAUCUGAUGAAGUGUCUGGAAGAGCUGCUGAGAUGUAGAUACAAACUAGCCAGGCUGGUGGGAUAUGAGUCAUACGCACACAGGGCCUUGAAGGGAACAAUGGCCAAAACUCCAGAGACUGUGAUGAAGUUUCUGCAGCUGUUAACAGACAAACUAUCAGACAGAACAGCACAAGAUUAUAAAAUGAUGGCUGACAUGAAGAAAAAACUCAAUCCUCAUAACUCUGAGCUGAUGCCAUGGGAUCAUCCAUUCCUCACUGGUGUGUUACGUGCUGAGAGGUACAACAUAGAGCCCAGUCUCUACAGUCCCUACUUGUCUCUCGGUGCUUGCAUGGAGGGUCUGAAUAACCUCUUCUCUCAGCUUUAUGGUGUCAGCCUCAUGUCUGAACAUCCCAGAGCAGGAGAGGUGUGGAGUGACGAUGUUCGCAAACUGGCUGUGGUGCAUGAGACAGAGGGAUUAUUGGGAUAUAUCUACUGUGACUUUUUCCAAAGGCCAGACAAACCUCAUCAGGACUGUCACUUCACUAUUUGUGGUGGCCGUUUGUGUCAAGAAACUGGCCAGUACCAGCUUCCAGUUGUAGUGCUCAUGCUGAGCUUGCCUCACCCAACCACUAGGGCUCCCACGCUGCUUACUCCAGGCAUGAUGGAAAACCUCUUCCAUGAAAUGGGCCACGCCAUCCACUCCAUGCUGGGACGCACACGCUACCAACAUGUUACAGGAACCAGGUGUGCUACUGACUUUGCUGAAGUUCCUUCCAUCCUCAUGGAAUACUUUGCCACUGACUAUCGAAUCGUCAGCAAGUUUGCACGUCAUUAUGAAACUGGCCAGCCUCUGCCUGAAAGUAUGGUAUCCCGCUUGACUGAGUCGAAAAAAGUGUGCGGAGCAGCAGACACCCAGUUACAGAUUUUCUAUGCAGUCUUGGACCAGGUUUAUCACAGCAAGCCUCAGAACCGUUCCACCACAGAUAUCCUGAAGGAGAUGCAGCAGAAAUUCUACGGCUUACCUUAUGCUCUCAACACGGCGUGGCAGCUGAGAUUCAACCAUUUGAUUGGCUAUGGGGCUAAAUACUACUCCUAUCUCAUGUCUCGUGCUGUAGCCUCAAUGGUCUGGAAGCAGUGUUUCAGUGAGGAUCCUUUCAACAGGAACAUGGGUGAGCGUUACCGCAGAGAGAUGCUGGCUCAUGGCGGAGCAAAAGAGCCAAUGCUUAUGGUAGAAGGGAUGCUGCAGAGACAGCCCACCAUUGAAGAGUUUGUCGAUGCGCUGGUGUCGGAGCUCAACCCAAACUUUGAGACCUUCCUCAUGGACUCUGAAAGCUAACAAGUUUCUGUUGUCACGGAAAUGGACUUUGCAGGAGAAAGAGGAGUCACUGAUGCUGCACACUGGGGUGUGGCGGUAAAACACACACCACAUGCUCAUCUUCAGUCGUAAACAUGUUUACUUUGUAAAGGACACAAUAGGUUUUCUAAAAGUCAUGUUACUUGUGUGUAUCAAAGAGCUGCCGGGUGUCUCUGAGUCGCGUCAUCUUUGCAGCACCCUGCGCUGUGGCCUUAUGGAACACAAUGUGUUGUACUGUACAACAGCCCGGCCACUCACUACACAAUGAUGUGAUAACAGUACAAGUUUAUUCCAGAUCAUACUCUCUGAGCGUGCAAGAUCUGUUGGAAAUUGUGCACAGCACCUGCAUUCUGAACAUGCGUACUGGUGAGAUGAGACUGCAACGCACCACGUUUAGCAUGAUCAAAACUUCUACUGCAUUUCCUGUAUUAUGUCAUAGCACACAUUGUGUAGUGUUACAUAGCUGUUACUGCAAACAGAUACACACACACACACACACACACACACACACACACACACACACACACACACACACACACACACACACAUGCACUGGAGUAAAACAGGAAUUGGCAAAAAGGAACAAAUAUAAUGACACACCCCCUUGUGGCCAAUGUCCACUGGAGCUCCAGAAAGAUUUUGUGUGGUGUUCAUGUUUCUGAUGUUGAAAUCCCCCCCACCCCAAGAAGCAGCCAAAGCUGAUGGGAAAGCUGAAGGAAAGCUGACUUCCAAAGGUGCACACAUGAAGGUGUCUACGGAGUGCUGGAGUGACCAAAGAGAGGAUAAAAUGGGGGACUAAAGUAUUCUGCCCAUCUUAUUGCAUGCUUGAGACAUAUAAUUCUACAAUUUGAUUAAUUUGCACUUGAGUUAAUUAUUUAAAUAAUUUUGGCAGCACAUAUGACCAUUGGUGGCUCCCUCUCUCUAAGCAAACCAAAUAUUCUGUGCUGAGUAAAUGCAUUUCAGAGUUUGAUGUUAUCCACAUAAACACCCAAUAAUUGCAUUUCUAUAACCCAUAAAUAGAUCCUUGUUAUUUGAUUAGUGGAUUGUGUGUCACAACAUUAUUUGUCCCAUUGUAUUAAAAA